AUGUCCGAUAUUUAUACAGUACAGAAACUUGUGGCUUUUCGUUAUAAUGGAAAAACCCCAGAAUGGCGCGUGCGCUGGCAGGGCUACGGCCCCAAGGACGACACUUGGGAGUCUCGAAAGAAUCUGCUUAUGGACAGCAGGUUUGCCUUCAAACACCAAAUGGAGCGAAUGGAGAGAGAGUACUUAGCUAAAAGGGCACAGCGAAAAGCAUUACGAGGGGGAUCGACUCAAACAAAUGCAAGAGAAGACGGAGCUGCACUGCAAACAGGCACUUCAGAUGGACCUGUUUUUGUCCACGAAACUGAUACGGCGCACGAGAGCAGCAGCUACAGCAGCUGCAGCAGCAGCAGCGGCUAUACCAGCAGCAGCUCGGAGUUCAGCUGUCCAAAGCAGAGUAGCAGCAGCAGCAGCAGUAGCAGCAGCAGUAGCAGAAGUGAUGGAGAGGACUUCGUAACGGAUUCAGACAACAGUUCUGUUGCUUCUCCUCCACGUCUUGCAAAGGGGCGCACCAGACAGAAAAGACCAGUGCGCGGCAGGCGGCGGUGUAUAGACAGCUUGUUGCAGAAAAGAAAAAAGGGUCUGCUGCCUCAAACAGUAGACUCAGGCCUCCCGGCUUCUUCGUCUAGUGAUCGCGAAACUGAGAACCCCCCUCACCACACUUGGGGUGGUGGCAAGGUUCGAAGGGGAGCCCCCUCUUCAAACCUUCCCUGUGCCCAACAGGGGCCCGCAGAUACUGCCGUUAGUGGCUGCCGGGGGGCCCGUCAAUCUCCAAGGAAGAACGUAGCCGUGGGUACAGGAAAGAAAUUGAAGCGCUUAAGACUGACGGGGGAGAAAGAGGCUGGGGGGCCCCCCCAGGCUGGCAGCCGUUCAGAUGAGUCGGGGCCUCCAACAAGCUCAUGGAGGUCUUCUUCUGAAAGGGAGACAGGAGGGGGCCCCCUUCCUGUGGGGCUCACAGGGUGGACGGUUACUGACCCAAGUGAUGAAGACCUGGGGCCACCUUUUCUUCAGGGGGCCCCCUUGCAAAGCGUUCGUCCAGCGGAGCACAGCGUGCAGCAGCAGUAUGGUUGGGGGCCUUUCCCUGGGGAAGGGCCCCCUGUGGGGCCCCCUGUUUCUUCUUCGCUCUUCAUAUCCCCUGUCUCCUUUAACACUGCAGCAGGGGAGGUGGCCACUCCUGUUGCAGAGACACCCAUGUGCCCAGGAAGUGACCGAGGGUGGGGGGCUGCUUCGGGGGGGGCAGGAGGGGGCCCCAGCGGUGUAGUUGCAUGCGUGCCCUUUAGAAACGAUGUUGCGAUGAGGGGCCCCCCAUCGGCUUCAUGGGGAGUUGAUGGGGGAUUUCAGGGGCCCCUGACGACGCCGGCAACAGGGGGGCCACCGGGGGUCCUGGGGGGCCCCCCUGACGGCUCCGCAAUAGCUCAGAGGGCAGUAGCCUCCCCCUACUGCAAGGAAGGGGCGCUGUGCAUGCAGGAAAUAGGGCCCCCUCUGGCUUUAGCUGGAGAUGGGUGGGGGGCCCCUCCCAGUGCAGCUGCUUUGAGCGCCCCAGGAGGGUCUACUACUGCAGUGUCUUUGGGGCCCCCGCACCCGCAGCCUGCUGUCAGCAUUUCAGUUGCAGCAACAGAAGAUAGCUUGAGAAGUUUAGGGGAGAAAAUGAAGCGUCCUGCAGACUUAUUCCGAGCUAGCCCUCUGGGGUUCUCUCCAGGACUAGCAAACAAGUACCCAUGCGAGAAUCUGUUUCCUGGUAGGGUUCAGGUUUUGAAGAUUGUGAGGGGGGAGGCGGCGGGAGAUGGUGGUGUUCGUGGUGGGGUUGUUCACUACGUGAUUGCUGCUGCACCUGGUGCUGCUGGUGCAGCAGACCCUAGCAAAAAUCUAUGCGGCACCUGUUCAAUAUCGGAGGCCCGCCGCUUUUGUCCGGGGGCCCUCUGCGAUUAUUUACUUCGCAAGGCCCUCUUUAAAAGUGGGGAGAAGCAAAUGCAGCAACACACUCAAACACAAAUACAGACACCAGCACACGCACAGCGCAUGCAAUCAACGGGGCCCCCCGAACAGCAACAGCAACAGCAACAGCAGGAAGCACCCUUUGCGGGUACGGGGCCCCUUCCCAUCGAAGACACGCACGGACGGGACACCGCUUCAAACAUACAGGAGCGCACAUGCAGCAGUAGCAAUACUGCAACCGUCAACAACGGCAGCAGCAACUGCAUCAGCAACGGCAGCAGCAACUGCAACAGCAACGGCAGCAGCAACUGCAGCAGCAACGGCUUCAAAGAUGCCGCUGCGCCUUUGCAACCGACCGUUGAGGUAAACAAAAGCUAG
Molecule: messenger RNA, 2310 nt
Organism: Eimeria acervulina
Lineage: Eukaryota; Apicomplexa; Conoidasida; Eucoccidiorida; Eimeriidae
Exons: 1
Coding region: 1-2310 (769 amino acids)
Source: RefSeq, a predicted model, not a curated record